AUGAAGAAAAAGGAAAACUCAGCUUCAAACUUAGAACCAGAAAGCAAGCCUUUGAAUAUUCGAAACAAGAAGAAUCUAAAAAUAUUCAAAAGUAGCUCUAAAAAUGCUCAAAAUGCCCAACCGACUAAAACUCCUGUUAAAAACAAAAUGAGCAUCCCUGACGAGUAUAAAACCAAAGAAUUGGUAAUGCUUAUGGAGGAACGUGAAAGGGAGAUGCUUGAUGAGGAGAAAAAGAAAGAAGGUGAAAAGCAAAUGUUGCUCAAAGCCAUGAACUUGACUCCAUUGAAGCCUCAAGGAAGGUUCAAGCCUCUAUUCACAAAGACUCUUAGAGAUCCUGAAGAAUUUAUGAAACAAGGAGUGUUUGAAGACUUAAAUCUGGAAUUGAAGGGAAAACAUAUUAAUGAAACUCAGAUUGAGGAGCCUGAAAAGGUAGCUGCUGUCGCUGUCAAUCUUUUUGCAAAGAAAGUUCAAAAGAUAGACACAGAUAUUCGCCAAAGAACUAGUAUCAGACCCUCAGAUUUAGGAGAAGACCGCAACGAGGAUAACUUUUCAAACCAGUUUAAAUAAAUCAGACCAACUUGAGCACAGAAGCAGGAUCAAAGAAAAGAUGCAAAGGGAUGAGAUACUUAAGAAGAUGCCUGCUCCUUCAAGUUUGCUCUCUUCCAUUAGCUCUGAAUUUAAAGAAAGAACACAUAACAGAGAUCUCGGCAGUUCAAAUCGUGAAGAAAAUACAGAUAUUCUUAGCUCUAGCAAUAUCCUUGACAAAAGGUCUAUGGCAAAAGGGAGCUCUGACAUUGCUCAUUCAAUCAAUGAAGGAGAAAAAGAUCUAAACGAAACUUAUAAAGACCUAAAAACAAAGUUAAAAUUCAAACAAGUUGAACUAAAGAAGGCUAAAUAUGAGAUAAAUAAGGCUAAAAAUAACUACAUCCUUAGAGAAAGUCUUGAGAAGGUCAAACAGGCUUGAGAACAGGUCAAAGAAAAGAAAAAGCUUUCUAUUCUUGAGUUGACAAGAAAGAAAAAGAUUCUUACCAAGAUAAAAGCUAAGUAUCAAAGGGCUAAAGAAAUGACUGAGACCAAAACUGCACAGCAAAUUAUGGACCAGAGGAAGGAAAAUAUGAUUCAGCAAAAGCAAAUUCUUAAACAAAAGCUUUCAGAGACUAUUGCAGUCGACUCAGAGAUACAAUACACUUAUGCUUUAAUCAGCUGAAUUUCGUGCAAAGUUAAAAUUGAGCAGAUGAACAGUAAAGCUUUAUGCAUCUAUACUGCAUAUCCAAAGUUUACAUCGAGUACGUUUGAGUACAGAGUCAAAGGGUUAGAUACAAGGCUUGAUCCAAUGCUUGUCAUUCCUCGGCUGUAUUUUAGAUUGAAAUCAGAAGGAGCCAUUUCUAAAGACACCCACGAAAUCGAGAAUGAAUGCACACUUGAGCUUUCUUGAUACAAGGCAGAUUCUUGCCCUCGAAAACUAGCCAAGCUAUAUUUUGGAGAUGAAGAUGCUUACAAGUCUCCAAACAAAUCUGGAAAAAUAGCUAAUCUUAUAAGUUCAGAUUUUGAAUACCCCUCUUGUGUAGAUGAUGCUGAUGAAGAGUCUUCCAAAAAUGAAGAAGAAGCUCUUGCUGACAAGAACAUGUUCUUGACAAAGAUCAGUAUCAAGGAAGAUUUUGGACCAAGACUCUACAUAACAAGAUUCUUAUUCUCAAAAAGCACUGAUUUCGAGCCAAAAUGACUCGAAAUUGACAUGGAUCUUAACAAAUUCCUCCACUGAUCUUUGAUAAAGCUGAAAUAGCUUGGAGAAGAAUGAAAAAGACAUUACUUCGUCUUCAAAAUCAUUAAGACUCUCAGGUAAAAUAGAGGAGGUUAUUUCUGAGAACUUUUACAAAAAGAGUCAUAAAAAUGUCAGAGAGUCUUUAAGUCAACUUCAUAAAAACAGACAGCUUUCAGAAGCAGGUUUUUACAACCCCAUAGAUCACUACAAAAGUGAGGAGGAGGAUUUAGGUAAUGACGAAAGGAACUCUCCUAAACCAGAAGUGCCACUCAUUCAAAAACAAAAUGAAGAGAUUUUACAGAAGUUAAUGGAGCUGCUGUCAAGAAAUAUUUAA
Molecule: messenger RNA, 2096 nt
Organism: Moneuplotes crassus
Lineage: Eukaryota; Ciliophora; Spirotrichea; Euplotida; Euplotidae
Source: the annotation of a GenBank genome assembly